Molecule: messenger RNA, 3180 nt
Organism: Choloepus didactylus (southern two-toed sloth)
Lineage: Eukaryota; Metazoa; Chordata; Mammalia; Pilosa; Megalonychidae
Product: NACHT, LRR and PYD domains-containing protein 1-like
Exons: 10
Coding region: 1-3180 (1059 amino acids)
Biological process (GO): innate immune response; inflammatory response; regulation of apoptotic process
Cellular component (GO): canonical inflammasome complex
Source: RefSeq, a predicted model, not a curated record
AUGGAGAUGAAAAUUGAACCCCCCAAAACCCACCCUUCCCCAGGUUUUCCUCAAGGAAACAAAGAAAGAUCCUCUCCCCAGAAGACAGAGAGGCCCUGCACCACACAGGGUCAGAAUUCUCAGUCCUGGAAAAAAGGGAUUUUGCAUCAAAAGUUCACAGAGUUGCUACUUCUACACAGACCUCACCCUCAAGGCCAUGGGCUGGAGGAGCAAGGGCAUUUGAUUGAGGUCCAAGACUUAUUUGGCCCAGCCCUGGGCAUCCAGGACGAGGCCCCCACAGUCAUACUGCUGGGAGCUGCUGGGAUUGGGAAGUCAACACUGGCCAGACAGGUGAGAGGAGCCUGGGAGGAUGGCCAGCUGUACCGGGACCGCUUCCAGCAUGUGUUCUACCUCGACUGCAGAGAGCUGGCCCAGUUCAAGGUGGCAAGUCUCGUUGAGCUCCUGGAAAAAGACUGGCCCACCCCUUUGGUUCCCACUGGGCAGAUCCUGUCUCAGCCCGAACAGCUGCUCUUCAUCCUUGAUGGUUUAGAUGAGCCCGGAUGGGUGUUUAAGGAGCAGUGCUCUGAGCUGUGCCUGCACUGGAGCCAGCAGCAGCCAGUGCAUGCCCUGCUGGGUGGUUUGCUGGGGAAAACCACCCUCCCCGGGGCAUCCUUGCUGAUCACAGUUCGGAACACAGCUCUAGAGAAACUCAUUCCUUCUUUGAAGCAGCCACGUUGGGUGGAGGUGCUGGGGUUCUCUGACGCUGGCAGGAAGGAAUACCUCUACAAAUAUUUCACAGAUGAAAGUCAAGCAAUCAGAGCCUUUAGCCUGGUGGAAUCAAACCAAGCCCUCUUGACUCUGUGCCUUGUGCCCUGGGUGUCUUGGAUGGUCUGCACCUGCCUAAAGCAGCAGAUGGAGAAGGGAGAAGAGCUCCCACUGGCCUCCCAGACCACCACUGCCCUCUGCCUGCACUUCCUCUCCCAGACUCUCCCAUCUCAGCCCUUCAGUAUCCACCUGAGGAACUUGUGCUCUCUGGCUGCUAAGGGAACCCAGAAAGGAAAGACACUGUUCAGUCCAGCUGAAUUCAGGAUGCAGGGGUUAGAUAGGGGCCUCAUUUUAACCUUCAUAAAGAUGGGUGUUCUUCAAAAACUCCCCACCUCUCUGAGCUACAGCUUCAUUCACCUUUGUUUCCAGGAGUUCUUGGCAGCAAUAUUCUGUGUACUGGGAGAUGUGGAGUUGGGAGAUGAGGAGGAAACAGGAGAUCACCCCAGUAGCAUCCAAAGGGUGAAGAAAUUGCUGCGAAGGUAUGGAAGGCAUGACUUGUUUGGGGCACCAACCACACGUUUCCUAUUCAGCCUUUUAGGUAAACAUGGGGCAAGAGAGUUGGAGAACAUCUUCAACCACAAGCCCUCUGGUGGGGUGGAGGGUGAGUUGCUGCAGUGGACGGAAGCAGAAGUCCAGCACAGGGAGUCCUCACUGCAGCUGUGCUCUCUGGAGUUGUUCCACUGUUUGUAUGAGAUUCAGGAUGAGGAAUUUCUGACACAAGCAAUGGCCCAUUUACAAGGAACGAGGGUGCAGGUUCAAAUGGACCCGGAUCUCCUGGUGCUCACUUUCUGCCUUAAAUUUUGCCGCAAUGUAAAGAGGCUUCAAGUGAAUGAUGUCGGGCAGCACGGACCAGCAUCACGGGACCCCCGGGUGGUUCUGCUGGGGGGCUCUGGCUUCACACCCAGCUGCUGCCAGGAUCUGGCCUCUGCACUCAGUGCCAGCCCCAGCCUGGUGGAGCUGGACCUGCAGCAGAACAGCCUGGGAGGCCCAGGCCUGGGGCGGCUCUGCCAGGGGCCGAGGCACCCCACCUGCAACCUCAACCACCUGUGGAGUGAGGACAGAGCCCCCCGGCUGCUGGCAGCCAUACAGGGAUGGCCUCUGCCCAAGACAGCCAUCUUCUCCGAGAAUCCCCUCCCUGGAGUAGCAAUGCUUCUGGACCCAUGGGAAGGGGAGGUGGGCAGAGGCUGGGGCCGGGGGCAGUUGGAGGUGGGCCCCAGGCACAGGAAAGAGGCUGCAGAUUUGCUCCCUGCCAUGGUUCAGGCAGGCCCCAGCCUUGGAAGGACCCCUCUGUCCAACUGCAGGGGGGCUGGGGGAGACCAGGCAGGAGAACCCAGAGUGACCACUGCCUCACCUGUUCCAGAGGGACAGUCCCCACAAGUAGCACAGGUGGAGCCCCACUGGGUGCCUGGUUCCACCCUUCCUGAGGACGUGUGCACGGAGUCACCGGCAAUUGAAUAUGACUUCUGGGGCCCCACAGGGCCCAUGGCCACCCAAGUGGUUGACAAGGGGAAGAGCCUGUACCGAGUGCACUUCCCUGUGGCCAGCUCCUACCACUGGCCCAACAUGGGUCUCUGCUUUGUGGUGCGAUGGGCAGUGACCCUUGAGAUUGAGUUCUGUGUGUGGAAGCAGUUGCUGAAUGGGACAGACCCACAGCACAGCUGGAUGGUUGCAGGAGCUUUGUUUGACAUCAAGGCUGAGCCAGGAGCUGUGGCAGCUGUGCACCUCCCUCACUUCGUGGCGCUGGAAGGAGGCCAUGUGGACAACUCUCUGUUCCAAGUGGCCCACUUUAAAGAAGAGGGGAUGCUCCUGGAGAAGCCAGCUAGGGUGGAGCCCUCUUACAUCAUCCUGGAAAGCCUCAGCUUCUCCCCCAUGGGAGUUCUCCUGAGAGUGAUCCACGCUGCCCUGCGCAUACCCAUCACCUCCACCGUGUUGCUCUACCAUCACCCCCAUCCUGAGGAAGUCUCCUUCCACCUCUACCUGAUCCCCAGUGACUGCACCAUUCAGAAGGCCAUAGAUGAUGAAGAAAAGAAGUUCCAGUUUGUGCGAAUACUCAAGCCGCCCCCACUGACCCCACUCUUCAUGGGCUCCCGAUACACUGUGUGUGGUCCAGGGAAGCUGGAAAUAAUCCCCAGUCCCAUGGAGGCCCUGGCACCUCCACUGGAAGCCCCAGCCCUGCACUUCAUGGACUGGUAUUGGGAGCAGCUGGUGGCCCAGGUGACACCGGUGGACCCUGUCCUGGACAAGCUGUAUGGGCAGGUGCUGAGCCAGAAGCAGUAUGAGAGGGUGCAGGCUGAGGCCACCAAGCCAAGCCAGAUGCAGAAGCUCUUCAGCUUCAGCCCAUCCUGGGACUGUGCCUGCAAAGAUCGACUUUACUGA